AUAGUAUGCCCGGCAGCUAAUCAGAUGUCUGGAUAGAUCGGGCAGCUUUCUAAAACGAAAAUAAUAAGGGGUCCACAUCACACAGCUGUCAGCAUGGUUUACCUUGAAAAUGAUACGUUUUUGACAGAGCUUACCAAAAUGUUCCAGAAAUCUCGAACAAGUGGAUCAGUUACUCUAACCAUGAAAAGAUAUGAUGGUAGAUCAAAGCCAAAGCCGAGGAAGGGACAUCUCCCAGAGCCAUCAGAGUACAAGUGUCUGGUACGAGCCAAUCUUGGAAAUAAAAAGCUCAGCACAGUGAUCAGCCAGAAGGAUGUCAAUAAAUUUCAAAUGGCAUACACCAACUUGCUCAAGGGCAAUAUGGAUGGGCUGAAAAAGCGGGACAAGAAAACGGGGAAAUCAAAAGUCAAGGCCACUCAGUGAUUGGAGAACCUCCAAGAGAAAGUCAGGAACUAUGUAGUGAAUGUGAAAUGACAAAGAUGAAAAGCCAGGAUUUACCAUGUCAUACCUUUAGCUUCUGUUAGAUUGGCAGCUUUCUGUAUAAAGGCUUUGAUUUCUUGAAAGUUUGCCAUAUUUUGUAAUUUUUGAAGAACAGUAGUACUGUCAUAGAUUAUAAAAUAUUUUAAUUUAUGCGUAUGAAAUGAAACAAGGAAGUGAUAGAUUAUUAGCAUUUAAUACAACUUUUAUACAUGUAUUUUUUGCACCUUAUCAAAAGAUCAUUCUGAGAUUGAGACCGUGUGAUUUGUUGAAGAAAUGCUACAUGGCAUGAACGCUGUUACAGAAGCUAUGGAACAAUGAUUUUCCCUUUUGCCAAAGACCAUAGAUUAUCUGAGGCAUUGUUAGAACGGAGGAUUUGUCAGUUUCAAUGCUUAAGCAAGAAAAAGUAGUAGUUAUUUUUAUGUAAAACUAAACAACAACAUAUAUACACUUAUAUCUAGGUUUAAUGAUUUUCAUGCCUUCCUAUGGUUCAUAUUAAUAUAUUGGAAGGUACCAAAUCAAAUAUGUUUGAAAACUAGAAGUUUUACUUUCAUUUGUUGUAUGGCAUGUCGACUCGAGUGUUUUUUUAUGAAUUAUGUAUUGUUGAAUAAUAUAUAUAUGUGAAGGAAAUAAAAAGAUAUUUCAAUUU
Molecule: messenger RNA, 1123 nt
Organism: Mya arenaria
Lineage: Eukaryota; Metazoa; Mollusca; Bivalvia; Myida; Myidae
Product: signal recognition particle 14 kDa protein-like
Exons: 5
Coding region: 94-420 (108 amino acids)
Biological process (GO): SRP-dependent cotranslational protein targeting to membrane
Cellular component (GO): signal recognition particle, endoplasmic reticulum targeting
Molecular function (GO): 7S RNA binding; endoplasmic reticulum signal sequence receptor activity
Source: RefSeq, a predicted model, not a curated record